This is a messenger RNA of Stylonychia lemnae, 351 nucleotides long. The record is from the annotation of a GenBank genome assembly. NCBI's taxonomy places the organism in Eukaryota, Ciliophora, Spirotrichea, Sporadotrichida, Oxytrichidae.
AUGAAGCUGAAGUAAUUAAUAAAAGAAACUGAUAAGGAAUUGAAUAAAAGAGGUAUCAUUAAUUUGAACGAGCUAAAUUAAAAAAAGAAACAUUUUCCCACUAAUAAAGCUGGUAACCUAUAUAGAAAACAAGAAUUUAAUCUUAAAAAAUUAUAAGCUACACUCAAUCAAUAAAACUCAAUAUCAAACUUCCAAGAAAAUCAAGAUCGAAUCUCAAUUUCAAUUAUUAAUGGGUAUGAUGAAAGUGAUGAGGAUGAUUUUUCUGAUCAACAUUUAGAGAAAUAAAUUUUUAUGUCAGAUAGUUCGCUAGAAAAUGAAAAUAUGGAGGGAAAUCUUUACAACAAGUACUGA